Messenger RNA from Delphinapterus leucas (beluga whale), 2869 nucleotides. Lineage: Eukaryota; Metazoa; Chordata; Mammalia; Artiodactyla; Monodontidae. The record is from RefSeq and is a predicted model, not a curated record.
CCCGGGCCCCGCACGCCUGCCUUGCGCGGGCGCCGCCGCACCUGAGGGCGGAGCUAAGCCCGAGACCCGCCCGCUCCCGGGCGCGAAGCCCCCUCCCCGCGUCCCUCCCGCCGCGCUGCAGACGCGCGCAGGUACGUGAGGCCUCGCCCGCCCGGGACCAGGAGACGCGGGCUCGCCAUGGAGCACAUCCGCACGCCUAAGGUUGAAAAUGUCCGCUUGGUAGAUCGAAUAUCUUCUAAAAAGGCGGCCCUUGGUACUUUGUAUUUGACGGCUACUCAUGUCAUAUUUGUGGAAAAUGCACCUGACACAAGGAAAGAAACAUGGAUUCUUCACAGUCAGAUUUCCACCAUCGAGAAACAGGCGACAACGGCUACCGGGUGCCCUCUGCUCAUUCGCUGCAAGAACUUUCAGCUCUUACAGCUCAUCAUCCCUCAGGAAAGGGACUGCCAUGACGUUUACAUCUCUCUCAUCCGCCUUGCAAGGCCAGUGAAAUAUGAGGAGUUGUACUGCUUUUCAUUCAACCCCAAGCUGGAUAGAGAAGAAAGGGAACAAGGCUGGAUGCUGAUCGAUCUCAGUGAAGAGUACAAGCGAAUGGGCCUCCCUGAUAAUUACUGGCAGCUCAGCGAUGUGAACAGAGAUUACAGAGUUUGUGACUCUUACCCUACGGAGCUGUACGUUCCCAGAACGGCCACGGCACACAUCAUCGUGGGGAGUUCCAAAUUCCGGAGCAGACGGCGAUUUCCUGUCCUUUCUUACUACCAUAAAGAUAACCACGUCUCCAUCUGCCGGAGCAGCCAGCCCCUGUCUGGCUUCAGUGCCCGGUGCCUGGAGGACGAGCAGAUGCUCCAGGCCAUCAGGAAGGCCAGUCCAGGAAGCGACUUCAUUUACGUCGUGGACACUCGGCCUAAACUUAAUGCGAUGGCAAAUCGUGCUGCAGGGAAAGGCUAUGAGAGCGAAGACAAUUAUUCCAAUAUCAAGUUUCAGUUUAUCGGGAUAGAGAACAUCCAUGUCAUGAGGAACAGUCUGCAAAAAAUGCUGGAAGUGUGUGAACUUAAAUCUCCCUCCGUGAGUGAUUUUCUUUGGGGACUGGAGAACUCUGGCUGGUUGAGGCAUAUUAAGGCCAUCAUGGAUGCAGGAAUCUUCAUUGCAAAGGCAGUUUCAGAGGAAGGGGCAAGUGUGCUUGUUCAUUGUUCCGAUGGCUGGGACAGGACUGCUCAGGUGUGCUCGGUGGCCAGCCUCCUGCUGGACCCUCACUACCGGACUCUGAAGGGCUUCAUGGUAUUAAUUGAAAAGGACUGGAUUUCCUUUGGUCAUAAGUUUAAUCACAGAUAUGGCAACCUAGAUGGUGAUCCCAAAGAAAUCUCUCCAGUUAUUGACCAGUUCAUUGAGUGCGUCUGGCAGUUAAUGGAACAAUUUCCCUGUGCCUUUGAGUUUAAUGAGAGGUUUUUGAUUCAUAUUCAACACCACAUCUAUUCCUGCCAGUUUGGAAACUUCCUAUGUAACAGCCAGAAGGAGAGACAAGAACUCAAAAUUCAAGAAAGAACAUACUCUUUAUGGGCUCACCUGUGGAAGAAUCGGGGUGACUACCUGAACCCUCUAUUUAGAGAUGAUCCCAGUCAGACCCAGGGAACCCUCCAUCUCCCCAUGACACCAUGCAACUUCAUGUACAAAUUUUGGAGCGGAAUGUAUAACCGCUUUGAAAAGGGACUGCAGCCCCGACAGUCGGUCACAGAUUACCUUAUGGCUGUGAAGGAGGAAACCCAGCAGCUGGAGGAAGAACUCGAGGCCCUAGAAGAAAGGCUGGAAAAGAUUCAGAAAGUCCAGUUAAAUCGCACUCAAGUGAAGAGUAAGCAAAGUGAACCCAGCAGACACUCAGGGUUUUCUACCUCAGACAACAGCACAGCCAACACUCCCCAGGAUUACAGCGGGAAUAUGAAAUCAUUUCCAUCCAGGAGCCCUUCACAGGGCGAUGAAGAUUCUGCUUUGAUUCUAACCCAAGACAAUUUGAAAAGCUCAGACCCAGAUCUGUCAGCCAACAGUGACCAAGAGUCUGGGGUGGAGGAUCUGAGCUGCCGCUCCCCCAGCGGCGGGGAGUGUGUGCCGAGUGAGGACAGCGGCAAGGACCGGGAUUCGGACGAGGCCGUGUUUCUCACGGCCUGAAGGUCCCCCCUGGGGGGACACACAGAAACACGUUCCAGAAAUAAGGGAACAGUGCAAUUUCAAACGAACGACAAAGUAGCCCAACAAAUGAUACAGGUCCUUGAGAAUUAUAAAAUGUAGCAGUGAAAAGAGAAAAGCCCAACUUUUAGUUCCUUCAGGUGUUGAAGAACAGGAAGUAGCCAUUUCUUUUAUCAAACAAGUAUAAGGAAAAUGAUUCCCCAUUUUGAAAAUCAUUCUAGACUGUGGAAGAAGUUCCAUUCACUACAGAGCAAUGACCUCUACCAUCACCUGAGGUUAUCAAUGCAAAUCUUCCUUGAUAGCCUGCAGCUGGUCAGAAAGUGCCCUGACCUCUUCACACUUAUCACUUUAGUCUUUCCCCUUAUUUCACUUCCAGAUGCAUAUUCUGUUUCCUAAAAUAUUUUGUUACCUUCCUUCCUGACUCUGUUAUCAGUAUUUCUAAUAAUGGAACACAUUGUGGCUAAUAGACAUAUUUCUGUAACUGAUGAGCUCUGUAACUGCUCUUAAGCUUAUCAUUCAGGUUUAUUGUUCACUUUAACUUUCUCUUAGGUAAUAUAUUUUAAAUCGUUAUAAUAAUUUCGUUGCCUUUUCCUGGAAUUUCAUAUUGCUCCUUAUUUAAAAAACGCUAAGACUUACAACACACUUUUCUCUAACACCAGUGUACCACCUAAUAAAGUAGAAACAACAUUUA